AUGGCCGACAGUGCAGGUCGGUCGUCCCAAUCCUCGUCGUCAAAGUCCAAGACGGUCCGCUCCCAGAAGAUCCUACCCGCAGACGACGUUCCAGAUCGGCCUUCACCGAGUCGCAGUCACACACCUGGCCACUUGUCCUCCAAGAGCCAUGGAGGCUCAUCAGAGCGGCGCCGUAAGACGUCAGAUGCUGCGGCACGACAGCGAUCACAAUCUGUGGUCGCAAAGACACCGUUUCCCACUGCGCCACCCCCACAGCCCACACCCUCAAUAUCAGCAGCCCUCAAGCCGAAUGGCGACAGUCGACCAGUCGACUCGAAAAGCGAAGUCCCAUCCGAGAGCCGAGAUUCUUUGGCCGCGAGGCGGCCGAUACCUAUGCGAUCAACGUCAGCCAUCGUCAGCAAGCCAACCAGCGUAACGCCAACGGUGUCUCGUCUGCCACACGUCCCGCCGCCGCCUUUGGGACCAUACGUGGCAUUCCCACCGCUACAAGACCCAAAGACGGCGCCAGACGUCCCGGCUGCACCGGCCUCGGGGAUGUACUGGUCUAGGGCACAUGUAUCUGGUGCUGCUCAUAAGCCGGUGCGAGCCCACACGAGCACUCUUGUGGGCAGUAAUGUUUUCGUCUUUGGCGGAUGUGACUCUAGAACCUGCUUCAACGAGUUGUUUGUCCUCGAUGCGGAUUCUUUCCACUGGAGUCGGCCGCACGUAGUCGGCGACAUUCCAUCACCACUGCGCGCCAUGACAUGCACAGCUGUCGGACGGAAACUAGUGGUUUUUGGAGGAGGAGAUGGUCCAGCGUAUUACAACGAUGUGUACGUGCUGGAUACCAUCAACUUCCGAUGGCAUAAGCCCACUUUCCCGGCGGACAGCAAGAUACCCAGCCCGAGACGCGCGCAUACUGCCUGUUUGUACAGGAAUGGUAUCUACAUCUUUGGAGGUGGCGACGGCGUGCGAGCGCUGAACGAUGUCUGGCGCCUCGAUGUGUCCGACACCCACAAGAUGAGCUGGAAGCUCAUUUCACCUCAUACGAGCAAUACUGCCGAGAAUCGGCCUAAGCCGAGGGGUUAUCACACUGCCAACAUGGUCGGGAGCAAGCUCAUAAUAUUCGGCGGUAGCGACGGCGGCGAGUGCUUCAACGAUGUCUGGGUUUACGAUGUUGACACGCAGAUAUGGAAGAUGGCGCCCAUCCCUGUGGCGUUCCGGCGAUUAUCACAUACAAGUACAAUCGUGGGGUCGUACCUCUUCAUCGUUGGUGGUCACGACGGCAACGAGUACUCCAACGACGUGCUUUUACUAAAUCUCGUCACAAUGACAUGGGACAAGCGGCGGACGUACGGUCUCCCGCCGAGCGGGCGAGGAUAUCAUGGCACGGUUCUCUACGACAGUAGACUGGUCAUGAUUGGAGGCUUCGACGGCAGUGAAGUCUUUGGCGACGUCUGGAUCCUCGAAUUAGCCGUGCACUCGUACUAUUCACAGAUCAGCCAUUUCACCAUUGAGGUCUAG
This is a messenger RNA of Microdochium trichocladiopsis, 1503 nucleotides long. RefSeq lists its product as uncharacterized. The transcript has a single exon. The record is from RefSeq and is a predicted model, not a curated record. The coding region runs from base 1 to 1503 and encodes 500 amino acids. Gene Ontology annotation, molecular function: protein binding. NCBI's taxonomy places the organism in Eukaryota, Fungi, Ascomycota, Sordariomycetes, Xylariales, Microdochiaceae.